Messenger RNA from Cyclopterus lumpus (lumpfish), 2993 nucleotides. RefSeq names its product tubulin tyrosine ligase-like family, member 1 (gene ttll1). The coding region runs from base 415 to 1761 and encodes 448 amino acids. Lineage: Eukaryota; Metazoa; Chordata; Actinopteri; Perciformes; Cyclopteridae. The transcript has 10 exons. Gene Ontology annotation, cellular component: cilium. Gene Ontology annotation, molecular function: tubulin binding; tubulin-glutamic acid ligase activity. Gene Ontology annotation, biological process: protein polyglutamylation; microtubule cytoskeleton organization. The record is from RefSeq and is a predicted model, not a curated record.
GAAGGACCAAGCCCAAAACGACGUCUUUGAACGCGUCGCAGACCCUUUCUUGCUGUGCAAUAAAUGAAGUGCAAUUAAAGUCGUUCAUCGCGCGUGCACGUCACACACGUCGUCUCGACGACUCCCCGACUUUUAUUGUGAAGAGGCGUGUCGUCACUGCGUGCAGCUCCACCGCGCCGGGGAUCAAUAAAGAGCACUUUAUUUCUUUUUUUUGACGGCGAGGCUCGAGCGAAAUCAAACGAUGCCGACGACGUGUCGCCUCGCGUCGCGGUUCUGGUGAGCUCGCGUCCCGGGACUGGGUGAUGUCCGCCCGGCAGCAGCCUCUGCAGCAGCCCGCUAACAGAGCCAGCCCCCGGCUAGCCGAUGCCGAUGACUGGCUGUUUCCCCUGACAUUGAUCCGCAGUGGGAGGCAUCAUGGCCGGUAGGGUGAAGUGGGUGACGGACAUUGAGAAAUCGGUGCUCAUCAACAACUUCGAGAAGAGGGAAUGGGUUCAAGUCACGGAGAACGACGACUGGAAUUUCUACUGGAUGAGCAUCCAGACCAUCAGGAAUGUGUUCAGCGUGGACACCGGCUACCGCCUGUCCGAUGACCAGAUGGUGAACCACUUCCCCAACCACUACGAGCUGACCAGGAAGGACCUGCUGGUCAAGAACAUCAAGCGCUACCGCAAGGACCUGGAGAAGGAAGGCAGUCCGCUGGCGGAGAAGGACGACAACGGGAAAUACAAUUAUUUAGGUUUGCACACAAAGCGAUGCACGUUUAAUUCGUUUAACUUGUUUAACAUGUUUCCACGGUUUUUUGGUGCAGAUUUCGUCCCUGUGACGUUCAUGCUGCCCGCCGAUUACAACCUCUUUGUGGAGGAGUACCGCAAGAACCCGUCCAGCACCUGGAUCAUGAAGCCCUGCGGCAAGGCUCAGGGCAAAGGCAUCUUCCUCAUCAACAAGCUGUCCCAGAUCAAGAAGUGGUCCAGAGACAGCCGCACCUCCACGUUCGUCGCGGCAUCGAGUGGCAAGGAGGCCUACGUCAUCUCGCUGUACAUCGACAACCCGCUGCUCAUCGGGGGGAAGAAGUUCGACCUGCGCCUCUACGUCCUGGUGACGACGUAUCGGCCUCUGAAGUGCUACAUGUACAAGCUCGGCUUCUGCCGGUUCUGCACGGUCAAGUACACGCCCAGCACCAGUGAACUGGACAACAUGUUCGUCCACCUCACCAACGUGGCCAUCCAGAGGCACGGGGAUGACUACAACCACGUCCACGGAGGCAAGUGGACGGUGAGUAACCUCCGCUUGUACCUGGAGAGCACCAGAGGGAAGGAGGUGACCAGCCGACUGUUCGACCAGAUCCACUGGAUCGUGGUGCAGUCGCUGAAGGCCGUGGCUCCUGUGAUGAACAAUGACAAGCACUGUUUUGAGUGUUACGGGUAUGACAUCAUCAUUGACGACAAGCUCAAGCCCUGGCUCAUCGAGGUCAACGCCUCUCCCUCGCUGACCUCCAGCACGGCCAACGACCGCAUCCUGAAGUACAACCUCAUCAACGACACCCUCAACAUCGUCACGCCCAACGGGGACAUCCCGGACUGCCGCUGGAAUCGCAGUCCGCCCCGAGAGGCCCUGGGCAACUAUCAAGUCCUGUACGACGAGGAGCAGGCGCAGAGCGAGAAUGCCGAGCGCGACCUCCGGAGCCGCUCGGGUCAGUCCCUGGGGUCAAAGGGCACCAAGGGGAGUGCGGGCGUUCGACCUGCUGCCGCCACCUGGAAGUGAGCUACUGAAUGGAGGACUCCGGAUUUUCCCUGACGGAGUUCACAGGGGGGCGACACCUCUGGUCAACAAUGGAGAGUUUAAAGGCCGUCUGUGCGAAUGAGUAACUGAACAUGCAGAUGCAAUGCUGCCGGCGUCAAUAACUCUGCAGCAACGGCCGGUUCCCACCUCAGCUCGGAUAAAAUGUCCCCAAAAAAAAUGAAUGGAAAAACAUGGAUGACGCCUCCGGGAGAAGAAAUUCCAAAAGACCAAAAUGACAACGACACAAAUAUAUAAAAGAAAGUUGUAUGUUGUAUAGAUUAGUGGGAUUAAACAAGAGAAGGGCUGCAACAACCUGAACAAUGCAUGAUGACCGAGUCCCGUGAGAGGAACUGGUUUGUAAAAAGAAUAUAGAGGAACAAGAGAUGUGACUAAUACGAAAGGGUAUGAAGAUAUAAUAUAAUGACGGGCAGAGUCAACAGUACUAAAUGUGCAUAGACCGCAAAAUACAAUUUAAUAAGGUUUUUUAUAGGUUUAUUAUCUAUAUGCAUACGCAGUGCUGAACCUCAUUACUUUUAUUUUUGCUUGAAAAAUAGAUAUGUUGCAUUUUGAGUUAGCUUUGAGAGCCUUUUGGAGAUACGGUUAUUACUCUUUGCCCAAUGGAUGAAAGAAAGGUGGUGGAAGGUUUCCAGAGAAAACCACCAGGUUGUGAUUUAAGUCACGCUCUUGUCCUGCCCUACGCCGGUAAAUAAAUCAAAUGGCUCAUCCUUGAUGUGGAUGAAGAAACGGGAGGAACAUUCGGAUGGUGAUUCUGUGAUUUAAAUGGGAUUGUUUUUUGCAUCUUGCCAUUUUGCUGUGGUAAGAGUCCCCGAUAGCCUUUGAUGAAUCUAACCCGCCUGUUUAAGAUUAAUCAGAGGUCAAUCCUUACAAAGCCAAAUGACCUUCAGUCUCUUUGUGGGUCGACGUUCCUUGACCUCAAAUGUUUGACACUCCUGAUCUGUACAAGUCAUUGUUGACUCAUACAAAUGUAUUGAGAGAUGAAUUAAACUCUGAGGUGUGUGAGGAACAGUUUCCCACCGCUGGUUUUCGCUCCUUUUAUUGUGGUUAUAAACCUGUGCAGCUUUUCUGUUGUUAGCUUUGCGGUAUUGAGAUCUCUCUUCAUGAGAAGUGCAUCGCUUCCUUUCCAAGUUUGUGUCUGCCUUUUUAAUAAAAUAUCCAUAUUGGUGCUGCCUUGACAAUAAACAAUUUUCAUUUUA